Emiliania huxleyi CCMP1516 is the source of this 589-nucleotide messenger RNA. RefSeq lists its product as hypothetical. The record is from RefSeq and is a predicted model, not a curated record. Bases 24 to 497 code for a protein of 157 amino acids. Gene Ontology annotation, cellular component: nuclear speck. Lineage: Eukaryota; Haptophyta; Isochrysidales; Noelaerhabdaceae. Gene Ontology annotation, molecular function: RNA binding. Gene Ontology annotation, biological process: mRNA splicing, via spliceosome. The transcript is spliced from 4 exons.
CACCGCAUCGCCAUCACCCUGCCAUGGUGCAGCGCGUCUACCUGGGGAACCUUGACCCGAGCAUCUCCAAGGAGGAGAUCACGGACGAGGUGGGUCGCUUCGGCAAGCUCGUCGACGUCUGGGUCGCGCGCAACCCGCCCGGCUUUGCGUUCAUCACCUUUGAGGACGACCGCGAUGCGCAAGACAUGAUGAACGACCUCUCGGGCGGGAACGGCCGGCUCGGCCGCGUCAAGAUUGAGAUGGCGCGCAACCAGGGCGGGCGGCAGGCGGGGCCCUCGGGGGGGCGGGAGGGCGGCUACGGCUACGGCGGCGGCGGCGGCGGCGGCGGCGGCUACGGUGGCGGCGGCGGUCGGCGCUCGCCCUCCCCGCGGCGCGAUCGGCGCUCGUCUAGUCCGCGUCUCUCGUCUCGUGAGCUCUCGUCUCCGCGCCACCGCGACGGCUCUCGCGCACGGCGCAGCGGCCAGCGCUGCGCCGCUGAGAGGGCGGCGCCCCGUUAGACGCGUUACUGUAUUCGCGUGGGCCCUGGCCUGUGAGUGAGUAAAGGAUGCACUGCACUCCGGCAUGCCCCGCGGGAAUUCUUUUCGGGCCU